Molecule: messenger RNA, 2423 nt
Organism: Ectocarpus sp. CCAP 1310/34
Lineage: Eukaryota; Phaeophyceae; Ectocarpales; Ectocarpaceae
Source: the annotation of a GenBank genome assembly
UUUCGGGGCAUGGGGGUGGCCCCGAAACUACUUGAAAAAAGACUUUGGGGCGGAUGCGCAGUCGCCGAUUAGCUGUCUACCUUAUGGCCCUGCGCUCUCUCUGUUUCUCCGACCAUGUGGCGAUCAACGUGGCAACCGUGCGUUCGAUUGAUGGCAGCUCGAGGUCCCUCCGGCAGGCUUGGCUCCCCUACAAGACCAGCUAGGCUUCUGUCGGGACAGGCUGACUCUCUUACGGGAACACCCACUACUUGCAAAGCACCCAGGAUUGGCGUACGGGAGGCGAGCGACACCCUGGAUCUGAUCGACCAGCUGCUGUGGGCCUUGGGUCCGGCAGAUUCGGGAGAGACUGGCUUCGUGUUCUUCGACUUGGACGAGACCCUCAUCACGCGAGACACCUGCCUCGUCGAUGGUCUCGGUAGCACAAGCGCGUUAAUGGCGAGGCUGGAGGCAAAGCUGGGGCCCUCAAGCGAAACCCUUCGCGUCAUCCGCCAGGAGAUGGAGAGGGACUACUACAACGCAGAUCUAAGGCUCGUUGAUCCGCUGUUAGCGAGAGUAAUUCGGUCGCUCAAGAUUCAAGGGCAUAGCGUGUUUGGCUUGACUUCCAACGCGUUGGAUCCUGUUCACGCACCGCGGAUCCUUGAGACUCUGGCCAAGUACAAGAUUAGGUUCUCUGCGCCAGACGUAAGAGGCGAAUUGCCGAGGAGCGGGGCUCUAAUGGUCGAUCAUCCCGUGUCUAGAGGGAUAAUCUUCGGGGAUAAUCAGCAGGCGGUCUCCCACGACAAAGGGGAAAUCAUAGCCGAGUACGUCGGGCUCCUCCUCCACAACGCCGGCCGCGUGGUCUCAGAGCACGUAGGGGAGAAAACAGCUGGAGACGCAGCUAGAGGAGGGCUGUCGGAACCGGGAGGCGUGAAGGUCGGCGACGGCGAGAGCAGCGGCGGUAGGACAGCCCUCGCCGGCUCGCUCUCCCCCAGGCGGCCUAGAAAAUGCGUCCUGGUCGACAACACAUCCAAAAAGUGCGAGAGGGCGGUGGAGACGUUCGCGCGGCACGCGGCAAUGGCCGGAGGCGGGCUGGAGCUACACACGCUCCACUUUACCGAGGCCGAGAACAUGGUGGAUUCGCCCGAAGCACUUAGACAGCUGCGGGUAAUCCUUGCGCGACUGCAAGAGCGAGGGCUCAUCGGCGUUGACCUUAUCGCGGAGGACAUAUUGGUGACACCGGUAGGGGGCGUCCGUAGAGGUGCCGGUGACAAGGUGAAGGCAGCAGCGGAGGUGGCAUGUGUACCAGACGGAAAGAGUGGCCGUAGCGGAUGAUUGCAGCGUGAAUCAAAGAACAUGAUCGCCGGCGUGUCAGGCGCGAUAUGGUAGGUGUUUGGUUAUGGUUGCGGUGGACGCGUCCAACACGCAAUAAGUGCGAUACGGUGCAUUGGACAGAUGUCUUCCCCAACUAUCGUCGUUUUCUUCACAGUGUCGUGUCACAGCAGUGUCGUGGUUCCGUGUUUCUUUCGUACGAGAACUGUUGACGAGUAAGCAAUGGAUUGAAGUGUUGGUGUUGGAUGGUUGGUACGCAUGUGUUGAAAAUGUGGUGUUGUUGAUGUGGUGAUUGUGGGGGCGCAAAGGUGGAUGGAAAACCUCUAGUGUGAAGAGAACAGAACUAGCUGUUGCAAUCUGGUGGCCCACCGCAAACGUAGAAGGGUGGUCAUACAGCAGCACCACAGGACAGCAGUCUCCAUGAAUUGCGUUUUGGUGACGGUGUGUCGUUGUUUCUAUCUCUUGUCGAGACCCUCUGCAGGUAGCGUUCGCCGCUACUUCGGGGGUAUUGUUAAGGUUGCUUCCCGUCGUACGUCGUAGGAAGCAUCACCUUCGACACAACCCUGGCAGGUGGCGUGUGGCUAGUCCCAUACAUUUGUGUGCGUGAAUCACCCCGCCCGAAGGUUCGAAUUGAACCGCGGGACGGAUCUACGUGUCGGCGAUACGCCAGGAGCAUGGGCUUCUUGUAGUAGAGCAUCUCGGCACAUUCGUGAUGUCAGUCUGUUGGUGCAUGUGGUGUGAUGUCUGUUUUGCAUGGCGUACAAGUCCCUUACGCCUGUAUGGCAGUGUACGAUACGUUGGUUUGGAGAGGUUUGUUUGCCUUCCUGUGCCGUGUGAGUGUAUUCCUCUUAUUUUUUUAUUUUUUUUCGCGUUUUGGGUUUGAAUCCCUCACGGUCUCUAAUAUAGCACCUUUCACAACAAUUCUUGGGGUUUUGUAACAUGUGCGGGGGUGUUCUGCGCCGUAGGGACGCAUAUACAGCACAAGAGAAUCGGUGGGUGGCGGGGUAGCAACACCCCGCAGCUCCAGGUGAUGGGUACAUACCAGCACUCCCAGUCAUGUGCGCAUCACCAGCGAUGGGAGCAGACGGCUUGAUACGGGACGUAAUGUCGAACAC